Molecule: messenger RNA, 879 nt
Organism: Diuraphis noxia (Russian wheat aphid)
Lineage: Eukaryota; Metazoa; Arthropoda; Insecta; Hemiptera; Aphididae
Product: zinc finger MYM-type protein 1-like
Source: RefSeq, a predicted model, not a curated record
AUGGAGGAAACUCGUUCAAGUUCCAUGCCGUUAAGAAAGUAUGUGGUUAAAAUUGGAUUUAAAGAUCUGGAGAAGGAAAUAACGUUACACUUAGAAAGUAUCGACUUGAUGACCAUAUUCGAGGCAUUCGGCAAUGAACGUCGUAAAAAUAACACUGCUAGUGAUGAAAUUAAUAAAGAAGAAAAGUAUUGGACAAAAUUACUUCAUCGAUUAAUUGAAACAAUAUCAUUUUUAGCUACAAGAGAUCUGGCAUUUAGAGGAGACAAUGAAACAAUUGUUUCCAAAUUUAAUGGAAAUUAUAUAGGCUGUCUCGAACUCCUAUUAAAGUUUGAUCCAUUUCUCGCUAAUCACAUUGAUAAACACUUUAAUAAAGGUUGUGGGAAUGUAUCUUAUUUAUUAAGUAGAAUAUGUGAUGAAUUUAUUGAYCUUAUGAACUCAACAGCAGAUGUCACAAAGAUAGACCCAUUAACUGUGGCAGUACGAUACAUUUGCAAAGAUGGUUUACCUGUAGAGAGAUUUAUAGGGUUUUUUCCUUCAGUUGGUCACAAAGCACAAGAAAUGGAAUUAGAACUAUUGAAAAUGUUUGAAAACUUAUACAUUGAUAUGAUAAAUUGCAAAGGUCAGUCAUUUGAUAAUGCUAAUAAUAUGUCGGAUACUUAUAAUGGCUUACAAGCACGGGUUAAGCAAACAUCAAGUACAGCAGAAUGUGUACCAUGCUCAACCCAUUCUUUAAAUUUAGUCGGAACAUUUGCUGCUGAACUAACCAGCAUGGGAAAUACAUUUUUUCAUUUUUUCCGAGAGCUCAAAACCUAUAUGCUUUUUUUCUGCGUCUACCUCAAGGUGGAGUACUUUAUCAAAAGAGUUAGGCAAAAUUCCUAA